CGGAACUCAGAGGCGGGGCGCCCAGGUGGAGGAGCCCAAACCCCAAGAACGCUGGGAGGGGCGCCCCAGACAAGGAGCACUCCGGGGCCGGAACGCCUGCGCCAGGGCGUACCCCUCUCAGAGGAGCACCGCAGACUGGGAGGAUUCCCCCCAUCCCUUAGCCCCCCACUGGGAGCAAACCUCGACCAGGAGCAUCUUCGAUUGGAGCAACCCAGACCUGGAACACUCUGCGGGACCCAGCAGCGCCCCACUUCCAACACUGCAGACACUGGGCAGUGGCAGCGUCCCACCUACAGCCUUCGCGGCGGCUGCCGGACGCUUUUUCUUUCUUCUGCUUUUUUUUUUUUUGUACCCCCCCCCCUUUUUUUUCCUCCAACCUUCUCUAGUUGCCUUAUAUCUUUAAUCACACUUGCGGCUCCUCUCUUUCCUUUCGUGUUUCACAGCGCUGGGGAGGCGGCGAUUGCAGUUUCUCACCUGCUGUUUGAACUCCUGCCUCUGUCGCCGAGGCCACCAAGGUGGAGGAGGGACGGCCGCCCCCGCGCCAGCCUCGGGGACUCCCCUCUGAAGUAGACCUUGAAAAUUAACAAAAACCAAAACCAAGAAAAAAUAGCAGUGCCCUUUAUAAGGCUGUGUCAACCUUCGCCAGAGGAAACAACACGUUUCAUUCUAUCCAAGAGAAACCACUGGAAACAGAAUCCUAAAUAUGCGUCAUAUAGAACUGCUCUUAACACUUUUGGCACUUAUGUUUACAAGCACCUCAGAAACAUGUAUUUCACGUCAUAGCAUCACUGCAGUGGAAGGGGAAUUUUUCUAUCUGAGAUACUGCUCAUCAGCAUCUGAGCACGAUAGUGAAAAAAACACCAUAAAAUGGUACAAGAGCAGUGGAUCACAUGGACGCAUUGAGCUAAACUCAAGCAGUUCCCCCAGAAUUACUUUGCACGAUUAUGUUUUGGAGUUUUGGCCAGUUGAGUUGGAGGACAGUGGAUCUUACUUUUUCCAAAUGGGAAAUGAUACUCGUAAAUGGAAAUUAAAUGUCAUUGGAAGAAGUAAAGGCAGCUGUUUUGUUGAAAAACUACUAACUAGUAAAACUGUAGAAGUUCAGAAAUCUUUGCACAUAGCCUGUAAACAUGACUACUUUCAACCAUUGGCCAAUAGAACUUCACUGUAUAAGAACUGUAAAAAGAUAAACAAUGGUGCAAACCCAGUUUUACAGAAGAAUGCAGAGUUUGAAGAUCAGGGAUAUUACACCUGUGUGUUUUCCAUCCCUCAUAAUGGAAAACUAUUUAAUGUCACCAAAACCAUCAACGUAACAAUCGUUGGAGAUCGCAGUAAAAUAAUUCCUGUUCUUCUUGGACCAAAGCUUAACCGUGUGAAGGUGGAAUUAGGAAAAGAUGUAAACCUCAAUUGCUCUGCUUUGGCGAAUGAAAAGGAUCAGAUUUAUUGGAACUUGUGGGAUGAAAAUGGAAAGGAACCCAAUGUACAUGAAGAGAACAUAAAAAAAAAUAGGGCUCUGGACGGCAAAUUGUAUGUGUCAAGAAUGUUGAAAAUUGAGAAUAUUAAUGCAAAAAAUCUAAAAUUUUCAUAUAAUUGCACUGUGGCCAGCGAGGGAGGCACAGACACCAUAAACUUCGUCUUGUUGAAAAAAGAAGAUAUGGCUGAUAUCCCAGGCUACAUCUUCACCAGAGGAAUGAUUGUGGCUGUUCUGAUCUCAGUGGUAGUUGUGUGCCUAGUGAUAAUGGGUGUCAUUUAUAGAGUUGACUUGGCUCUAUUUUAUAGGCAUUUCAUGAGAAAAGAUGAAACAUUAACAGAUGGGAAAACAUACGAUGCUUUUGUGUCUUACCUAAAAGAAUGUGGACCCGAAAAUGGAGAGGAGCACACCUUUGCUGUGGAGAUUUUGCCCAGGGUGUUGGAGAAACACUUUGGGUAUAAGUUAUGCAUAUAUGAAAGGGAUGUAGUGCCUGGAGGAGCUAUUGUUGAUGAAAUCCACUCAUUGAUAGAGAAAAGCCGAAGACUGAUCAUUGUCCUAAGUAAAAGCUACAUGUCUAAUGAAGUCAGGUAUGAACUUGAAAGUGGACUCCAUGAAGCUCUGGUAGAAAGGAAAAUUAAAAUCAUCUUAAUUGAAUUUACACCUGUCAGUGACUUCACAUUCUUCCCCCAAUCACUAAAGCUUUUGAAAUCUCACAGAGUUCUGAAGUGGAACGCUGAUAAACCUCUGUCGUAUAACUCAAGGUUCUGGAAGAAUCUUCUGUACCUGAUGCCUGCAAAAGUGGUCAAGCCUCGUGGAACUGAAUCUGAAGUCUUCCCUGUUCUUUCACAGUCCUGAUCUUUAGAAAAGCCAAAUGUAAGAAAGAGCUCUUGACGCUCUGGGCUCGGAGCGGAGGAGCCUAUUUUUAACAAAGGGCACUAUUAAAAAUAUUUGGCUCUCUGAAAAUCUUACUUACAGUCUGAAGAUGAAAGUCAUCACUAGGUUGCCAGAGAUAGGACUAAACAUUGAGCUGUGGUCAUGUGCUCCCAGUGGAACCCAGAAUUCAAAAGCAACAGACCUCUUCUGUUUCUUCCUCCUCCGUAACUGUCUACAGGUGCUCAUUCUCAAUCCAUAUUCAGCAACGGUGAGGCUGGGCACAAAGCAAAGAAACUUAAGCCCUAAAAAAGGGUACAUCUUCACGUUUUUAAUGCUCAUGAUUGAACUAAAGGAUUUUAAGUUCA
Molecule: messenger RNA, 2706 nt
Organism: Lynx canadensis (Canada lynx)
Lineage: Eukaryota; Metazoa; Chordata; Mammalia; Carnivora; Felidae
Gene: IL18R1
Product: interleukin 18 receptor 1
Exons: 12
Coding region: 704-2323 (539 amino acids)
Biological process (GO): interleukin-18-mediated signaling pathway; positive regulation of type II interferon production
Molecular function (GO): interleukin-18 binding; interleukin-18 receptor activity
Source: RefSeq, a predicted model, not a curated record